Molecule: messenger RNA, 1512 nt
Organism: Eurytemora carolleeae
Lineage: Eukaryota; Metazoa; Arthropoda; Copepoda; Calanoida; Temoridae
Exons: 5
Coding region: 111-995 (294 amino acids)
Source: RefSeq, a predicted model, not a curated record
CAGAAACGGUGGUUGAGUAUAACCAGUUUCUGUGGUAGACACAUGAUUAAGUUGAGCGGGUACUAAACACGCAGUAUGUGAAGGAGCACGAGGCUGGACAGAGACUGACGAUGUGGAAUGGAGGUGAACAGUACGAUGAGCCGGGUGAUUUCGACGAAGACAGCACAGAGAUGACAGUUGGGCAUGGAAAUGUAAUGCAAAAAUUACAAAUAUCUAAUAAUAUACAGAUAAACGUGAAAGUGACUCCUAUAAUUGAGAAGACAGCUGGUUACAAUGCUACAGUGGAGAAGGAGACAGAAAAUCUAAAGCUGUUGGUGACAAAGAGUGAGUAUGAUACAGUAGCGGAGAGCAUAACUGAAAAAAUGAACGAGAUUGUUGCUGGUGUUACUAACAAGGAGGAUGAGAAUGAGGCGGGAGAAGGGGGUGGAAGCGGUACAGCAUACUUUGUUUGGGUUGUAAUUGCCGGGUUACUGAUUAUUAUCAUCAUAAUAUGCAUCUGGACAUGUUACAGGAAUACUCGGAGUGGUGGUUAUAGAGACCGGAAGGACUCGGAACAUGAUGGUUGGUUUCAGCGGAUAUGUCGGAAGGAUGGGAAGAAUAAGAGAGAACCGGAGAUUGAAAUAAGGGUUGUUGGGAGAGAUGGUUUGACGGAGACAGGCGGAGGAUCAGGGUAUCUUACCCCAAUCAUGAUUAGGCGUGCUGAGGGGGAGCAGAUUAGCUCUGAAUUAGAGCGGAGACGGAGCGUAGCUGUCGAACGGAAGGAUUGUACGGGGUUGAUGAACUGGAAUUAUUCAAGCGCUGAGCUCGAGGACAGUUUGUAUGAAGAGGUACAAGGGCCAGAGGAAGGUGAGGAAACGGGCGACGGAGGGCGCAUGGGGACCACAGAUGAGCACGACAGUCAGAGAGGACAGGUUAUAAACGGGGUUCCAGGGGGUAAUGAUACAUCGAAUUGCGCAGACAACGGUAAAGGAGAGAGGGUUGACGGAGGAGCAUGAAAAACGAAUGUACAGGCUGGGGUUGAGAAGUCAACAUACAGGUAUGAAAACGUCCUUGAGCUACCUAUGGUAUCUAUGCCGUUGGGAAGCAGCCAUAUUGGAGGACAGGAUCAGUAUGGAUUUAAGGAGAUGCGGCUGAACGGUAUAAACGACGAUGCAAGAUUGGAAUCAUUGAAUAGUUUUGCUGAAGGGGUGAGAAAAGCUAUUGCUAAUGUGGACGCAGCUUGUCGGGACGGUGAGGAGAGGUUGGUUCCAGUUCUGGAGGAUUUGGAGGACAAGAUGUUGGCAGAGAAAGCCAAGGAGCAAGAGUCAAUGUUGCGAGUACAGCAGUUCUAUGAAGCAACACCCAGACGAAGUGCUCGGUUGGCCAAAAAAAGGUUGAAUUCGAAGGAGUAGGAGAGGAUACAUGGAGAAAGAAUUAUAAGAGAAAAGAAAAUUAAGACAUUAUGUGAUAAGUCUAGUUGGCCGAAGGCAAUUUAGUAUAAAUGUUCUGAAAUAAAAGUUAAACGAAAGUGAA